CGACGGUCACCGGGGCGACCCGGGCCCGGCUUCCGAAGCGACAUACGGCUCCGGCCCCUCCCCCGCCGGGCCGCCUCACCUUCUGGCCGCCGCCCCGGGGGAAGGCACCUGUGCCUCCUCGCGCGCGGGGGUCGGCCCGGGCAGCGCCCCUGGACGGGCGCGCGCUGCUGUCGCCGCCGUCCCCGGCCGCCACCGGGUCCCGAGGACCGUGCAGCCCGCCCGGGGCUGGGGAGGGGGUAGCUUGGGGAGAAGGAGUGGCCGCGGGCCGGGCACCAUGAACGGCGGCGGCGCCAACAUCACCUACGCCAGCCGCAAGCGGCGGAAGCCGGUGCAGAAAACAGUAAAGCCAAUCCCAGCUGAAGGAAUCAAGUCAAAUCCUUCCAAGCGACAUAGAGACCGGCUUAACACAGAAUUGGACCGUUUGGCUAGCCUGCUGCCUUUCCCACAAGAUGUUAUUAAUAAGCUGGACAAACUUUCUGUUCUUAGGCUCAGUGUCAGCUACCUGAGAGCCAAGAGCUUCUUUGAUGUUGCAUUAAAGUCCUCCUCUGCGGACAGAAAUGGAGGCCAGGAUCCCUGCAGGGCAAAGUUUGGAGAAGGCCUGAACUUGCAAGAGGGAGAAUUCUUACUGCAGGCUCUGAAUGGCUUUGUACUGGUUGUCACUGUAGAUGCUUUGGUCUUUUAUGCUUCUUCUACUAUACAGGAUUACCUGGGGUUUCAGCAGUCUGAUGUUAUACAUCAGAGUGUGUAUGAACUUAUCCAUACCGAGGACCGAGCUGAAUUCCAGCGUCAGCUACACUGGGCAUUAAACCCUUCACAGUGCACAGACCCUGGACAAGGAGCCGAUGAAACUCAUGGUCUUCCACAGCCAGUAUAUUAUAACCCAGACCAGCUUCCUCCAGAAAACUCUUCCUUCAUGGAAAGGUGUUUCAUAUGCCGAUUGAGGUGCCUACUGGAUAACUCAUCAGGCUUCCUGGCAAUGAAUUUCCAGGGGAGGCUGAAGUUUCUUCAUGGACAGAACAAAAAAGGGAAGGAUGGAUCACUACUUCCACCCCAGCUGGCUUUGUUUGCAAUAGCUACUCCCCUUCAACCACCAUCCAUCCUUGAAAUCAGAACCAAAAAUUUCAUCUUCAGAACCAAACACAAACUAGACUUCACACCUACUGGCUGUGAUGCUAAAGGACAGAUCGUCUUGGGCUACACAGAGGCAGAGCUGUGCAUGAGAGGGUCGGGGUAUCAGUUCAUCCAUGCUGCUGAUAUGCUGUACUGUGCCGAGUCCCACAUACGGAUGAUUAAGACUGGAGAAAGUGGCCUAGCAGUUUUCAGGCUUCUUACAAAAGAUAAUCGAUGGGCUUGGGUCCAGUCUAAUGCACGCUUUAUUUAUAAGAAUGGAAGACCAGAUUUUAUCAUUGCAACUCAAAGACCUCUAACAGAUGAAGAAGGAAGAGAGCAUUUACUAAAACGAAACACGAAGUUGCCUUUUAUGUUCACCACUGGAGAAGCUGUGUUGUACGAGAUGACCAGCCCCUUCCCGCCCAUCAUGGACCCCCUGCCAAUAAGGCCUAAAAGUGGCACUUGUGGGAAGGACUCUGCCACCAAACCAACUCCAAGUAAGGAUUCUGUCCAUCCCAGUUCCCUCCUGAGUGCCCUGAUGCAGCAGGAUGAGUCUAUUUACCUCUAUCCUCCUUCGAGUAACGCACCUUUUGAAAGAAACUUUUUUACUGAGUCUCUGAAUGAGUGCAGUAACUGGCCAGAGAACGUUGCGUCGGUGGCCGGUGGCAGUGUCCUCAAACACGAGCAGAUCGGUCAGUCUCAGGAAGUGAGCCCAGCGUUCUCCGGAGAUCAGACGGUGCUCUUUCCAGAUAAUAAAAACUGUGACUUGUACAACAUUAUGAAAAACCUCGGUGUAGAUUUUGAAGAUAUCAAAAACAUGCAGAAUGAGGAGUUUUUCGGGGCUGACUUUUCUGGUGAGGUUGACUUCAGAGACAUUGACAUAACAGAUGAAAUCCUGACUUAUGUCCAGGAUUCUUUAAACAAGUCCCCCUUCGGGAGUCCAGGUUACCAGCCUCAGCCAGCCACAGCACUGAACUCCAGCUGUAUGGUGCAGGAACGCCUGCAGCUCGGACCGCCGCAGCAGCCUCCGUGCCGCUCGGAGCAGGCAACAGUGGAGCCGCAGCAACAGCUGUGUCAGAAGAUGGAGCACAUGCAAGUUAACAGCAUGUUUGCCAACUGGAGCGCUAACCAGCCCGUGCCUUUCAGUGAGCCUCAGCAAGACCUCCAGCCAUACAGCGUCUUCACGGACUUCCACACGGCUGAUCAAGCGUUUCCCUACACGGCGGCGAUGAAUACGAUGCCUUAUACACAGAACUUUACUCCUUGUAAUCAGACUGUAGCACCACAGCAUUCCAGGUGUACACAGUUGGAUUUCGCUAUGGGGAAUUUUGACUCAUCUCCAUACCCUAGUACCUCUAAUCUAGAAGAUUUUGUCACUUGUUUACAAGUUCCUGACAGACAGACACAUGGAGGGAACCCACAGUCAGCCAUGGUGGCUCCUCAGACGUGUUAUGCUGGGGCCGUGUCGAUGUAUCAGUGCCAGCCGGGACCUGCACACACCCUCAUGGGUCAGAUGCAGUGCGAGCCACCAGUGCCAGGCCCAGAGGCAUUUUUAAACAAGUUUCCGAACGGGGGCAUGUUAAAUGAGACAUACCCAGCUGACCUGCAUGACAUAAAUAACACUGUGGCCAGCACACACCUCCCGCCGCUGCACCAUCCGUCCGAAGCCAGACCCUUCCCUGACCUGGCGUCCGGCCGACUGCUGUGAUUCCAAGCCCAGCGUUCACCUUGGUUUUCUGCACUGAAGUCACUUGUGAAGGAUUACAGAGUAUUAAACCGUCAGUGCUGGACAGCAGGUUCACCUGGAGGCUUCGGCGCAUGCACCGUUACUCUAAGCCGAGUUUUAAUUUCUGUUUUCAGAAAAGGAGUCUUAGAAAUAAUGCUGGCAUUUCAUAUGCUAUAGUCAUUCAGAUGGAAUGUGUGCAACCAUGGAAUCGUGAGAUACCAUCUAUAUGUUACAUGGCUCUGAGCACCACAAGCAUGCAGACUUGUUCAGGGGAUUUAAAGACUUAAAUUUGAAAACUUUCUUUGAAUUAUCCUUUCAGGAUAACAAUGAAAAACUUUGACGUUUCCAUCUUCUUUAUUGUUAGUACACCAAAUACAAAGUUACAAAAUAAACCCAUUUCUCUAUCAUUUUAGCCUCUGCUUUUGUGUCAGAUGUUAAAAUAAGUGGUUUGGUGCUUUUAUAAGAAGAAAAUAAUCUCAGUGCUCUCCUCUUUCACUGUUACUCUAAGUGCCUCACAUUUCUUUCUACCUGUAACACUGUAGGAUGUAUAUUUUAUAUAAAAUAGUCUUUUUCUUGUUUAAAUUACUAGCAUUCUCUCUGCACCCAGAUAUAUUUGUAUUUCCUAAAU
Messenger RNA from Oryctolagus cuniculus (rabbit), 3464 nucleotides. It is a transcript of the gene AHR, whose product is annotated as aryl hydrocarbon receptor. Gene Ontology annotation, cellular component: nucleus; aryl hydrocarbon receptor complex. Gene Ontology annotation, biological process: regulation of transcription by RNA polymerase II; xenobiotic metabolic process; response to xenobiotic stimulus. The record is from RefSeq and is marked provisional. NCBI's taxonomy places the organism in Eukaryota, Metazoa, Chordata, Mammalia, Lagomorpha, Leporidae. Gene Ontology annotation, molecular function: transcription cis-regulatory region binding; nuclear receptor activity; protein dimerization activity.